GGCGGGGAAGGAGAGAAGGAGCGGAGGAGUGAGGAAGGGGCGGAGGGAGGAAAGCGUCUGUGCUCUUUCACUCGGACUCUGUGUGUGCGCUCGGGAGACCAGCGUGUUCGCUUCGCCGGACUUUCCGCUGAGCUUCCCCCGCCCGAGGAAAGAGGGCAGAGGGGCAGAAGGGAGAGCCCCCACCGUUGACUCUCGGCUCCGCGAGGUGUACGGGAGAAUUGCUGUCUGCCGCAGGAUCUAACCCUCGCCUCUCCAGUGACCAGUUAACCCACCUCUUUGGGAUGUAGGAGGUAACUGCAGUAACCUGUAUCAACCACCGGUCACAGGGCGAAUGUACGUACUCCACACAGGCAGCAGCCAAGCUGCAACAUUCCCACCUAACCCCUUCAGGUGGCCAAGAAUGCCAGUGGGACGGGAGCCCAGACGGUGAUAGGUCAGGCUGCAGGAGAGCGGAAGCAGUAUUGGAAUGAUCAGCUGCGCUCACUUGGUGUGCUGGGCUGUGCUUGGCCUGGUCUCCCUCUCCGUCGCACGGCCUGCACUCACUCUACCAGGACAAGUGUCUCUGAAGCAGAGCGGGGAAGUAGAGCCGUACUCCACGCACCCGGGGGAUUCCCUGGAGCUGCGCUGCCGCUUGCGGGAGGACAUCCAGAGCAUCGCCUGGACCAAGGACGGGGUGCAGCUCCCCACCAACAACCGCACCCGCAUCACGGCCGAGUACCUGCAGAUCACCGACUCGGUGCGCGAGGACUCCGGCCGCUACACCUGCAUCACCAGCGGCCCCUCCGGCAGCGAGACCUCGCACUUUGCCGUCAACGUCUCUGAUGCUGUGUAUUCGGUGGAAGAGGAUGAUGAGGACGAGGAUGAUGAUGAUGACGAUGAUGUAGAGACGGAUGAUGAUGAAAGGAACGAGUCAGAUGAAAAGAGCAAGAAGGAAGCAAGGUCCCCGUACUGGGUUCAGCCAGAGAAGAUGGAGAAGAAACUCCACGCUGUGCCGGCGAUGAAGACGGUGAAGUUCCGGUGCCCAGCAGCUGGUAACCCACCACCCGUUCUCCGCUGGUUGAAGAAUGGCAAAGACUUCAAGCCAGAUCACCGAAUCGGUGGAUACAAGGUCCGAUGGCAGCACUGGAGUCUCAUCAUGGAGGGGGUUGUACCUUCAGACAAGGCCAAUUACACCUGCGUGGUGGUUAACCAGUACGGCAGCAUCAACCACACCUACCAGCUGGAUGUUGUCGAACGCUCACCUCAUCGACCAAUCCUACAGGCCGGCCUCCCCGCCAACAAGACAGUGACGGUGGGCAGUGACGUGGAGUUUGUCUGCAAGGUCUACAGUGACCCCCAGCCCCACAUCCAGUGGCUGAAGCAUGUGAGGGUGAACGGCAGCAGAAUGGGCCCUGACGGAUCCCCCUACGUCCAGGUCCUCAAGCAUUCGGGGAUUAAUAGUUCGGAUGCGGAACUGCUGACCCUGUUCAAUGUGACUGAAGUUGACAGCGGAGAGUAUAUUUGUAAAGUUUCCAAUUAUAUUGGUGAGGCCAAUCAGUCAGCGUGGCUCACAGUAACCAGGCCAAAGUUGGAAGAAACGGAGGAGAAGCCUUCCACUCUGUCGUCACCGGUCUACUUGGAGAUUAUCAUCUACUGCACCGGGGCCUUCCUCACGUCCUGCAUGGUUGUGACGGCCAUCGUCAUCCGCAUGAAGAGCACGGCCAAGAAGCCUGACUUCAACAGCCAGCUGGCCGUGCACAAACUGGCCAAGAGCAUCCCCCUGCGCAGACAGGUAACAGUGUCCAUCGACUCCAGCUCCUCCAUGCACUCAGGGGUCCUACUGGUGCGGACUACCCGCCACUCCUCCAGCGGUACUCCCAUGUUGGCCGGAGUCUCGGAGUACGAGCUGCCUGAAGACCCCCGCUGGGAGUUCCCCCGGGACAAGCUGACCUUGGGUAAACCCCUCGGCGAAGGCUGCUUCGGGCAGGUGGUGAUGGGAGAAACCCUUGGCAUCGACAAGGAGAAGCCCAGCAAACCGGUCACAGUAGCCGUCAAAAUGUUGAAAGCUGACGCCACGGAGAAGGACCUUUCGGACCUCAUUUCGGAGAUGGAGAUGAUGAAGAUGAUUGGCAAACACAAGAACAUCAUUAACCUACUGGGAGCCUGCACUCAGGACGGACCGCUCUACGUUAUUGUCGAGUUUGCUUCCAAGGGCAACCUGCGUGAGUACCUGCGAGCCCGACGUCCACCUGGUAUGGAGUACUGUUAUAACCCUUCCCACGUGCCUGUAGAGCAGCUCUCCUUCAAGGACCUGGUGUCCUGUGCUUAUCAGGUGGCCAGGGGUAUGGAAUACCUGGCCUCGAAAAAGUGCAUACACCGGGACUUGGCGGCUCGAAAUGUGCUGGUGACGGAAGAAAACGUGAUGAAGAUCGCCGACUUCGGGCUGGCACGAGACAUCCAUCACAUCGACUACUACAAGAAGACGACAAACGGCCGUCUCCCUGUGAAGUGGAUGGCCCCAGAGGCUCUGUUCGACCGGAUCUACACUCACCAGAGUGACGUCUGGUCUUUCGGGGUGCUGCUAUGGGAGAUCUUCACGUUGGGGGGGUCGCCGUACCCUGGCAUUCCUGUGGAAGAGCUCUUCAAGCUGCUGAAGGAGGGGCACCGGAUGGACAAGCCCUCGAACUGCACCCAGGAGCUCUACAUGACGAUGAGGGACUGCUGGCACGUCAUGCCCUCUCAGCGCCCCACCUUCAAGCAGCUGGUCGAAGACCUGGACAGGAUUCUGGCGAUGACGUCGAAUCAGGAAUACCUCGACUUGUCGGUGUCUCUGGAUCAGUACUCCCCCAGCUUCCCGGACACCAGGAGCUCUACCUGCUCCUCCGGCGAGGAUUCGGUCUUCUCCCACGACCCUCUACCCGAGGAGCCGUGCCUCCCAAAGUACCCAGGUCGUGCCAACGGGGGCCUGAAGAGGAAGCAUUAAAGGUGGGGGCCCCUUGGAUCUGGUGGAGCAGAACUCCCCCAGGACAUCAUUCCACGAAGUCAAUCCCGCCGAUCGACGGGUCCGAACUGGUCUCUACGCACACCUGUGUGUGUGGCAGCCUCGUCCGCUCGGUGGUUCCUGUCCUCGAACCGACAACUGCAUACAAAAGUCAAAGAAAUGAGCCAUUCCCUGGGUGAACCGUCAGUCGGGACCUUACUGGGCUUAACAGUGACUGGCACCAGACAACGGCCCGGCAGAGUAGAUCAUCUGCCAGCUCUCUCCCACUCCCUACCUGUUCCCCGCCCCUCGGGUGGGCAUGGGGGAGAUGCACUGUACCCGCUGCCCAGCCUCUGAAGUGGGGCAACAGGGGACUCGUGGCUCGGAGAUGUGUUGCGUGCUUUGGAGAGAGAGAGCUAAAGGCAGGAACAUGUGCGCAGAUGAUGAGGGAGCACGCCUUGUAAAUAUGGCCAAAUAUGUAUAAAUAUAAAUAUAUUUACAUGAAUUUUUUUUUGUAAAGUUAACAAGAUUGUUGCCAGAAUAUUGUCGCUGCAGAUUACCAUGAUCCUCCUGGAAGAGUGGGCUUGUCUCGUCCAGCUCAUAGGCUUUCCUCCCUGCUCUCACAGAGACGAUCUCGUCCUACCUGCUGCUGAAGCCAGGGUAAUGGAGUUGUGAUGUGGUGGAACAGUGUGUCAGACCAGGGAUUCCUGGGUCACCAGGUCUGUUUCUGGUGUUCUUUCUACUACUGGCCAGAACUGCGUUGCCUGAGAUGGUAUGGACCAGUAGGAUAGCCCAAGGGGCAUCUGCAGUUCCAUCCUUCCCAACUCCUACCUAUACCUUCUAUCCCAUCCCUUCCCUCUCCCAUUCCCUACCUGUGACCCCUCCAGACUCUCUACCCCGUCUCCUGCCUGUUCCAUCUCCUACUUCCUGUCCAUCCCUUCUGAGCCUCCAUCCUAGCCCCAUCCAUACCCCUUCCCCAGCCCCUGUCCAUCACACCCCCCCAUCCCCAUUUGUACCCUUACCCCUCUCCCACAGGGUGUGACCUACCACACCAUCCUGACCUUGCCACUUCUCAGCCAGCUCUCCCAGUUUUCUAGGAAAAUCUUUCUUCUGUGAGGGGGUGGAUUUGUCCUUUCCCUGAUGGUAGACUGGUCGCCAUGGUAACUGUGGAGGUCAAUCAGCUUCAACUUUUGUGCCGAACUAGGGCUGAUCACCUCCUCUCACUCUGCUGAUCUCUUCCCCUCCCCUGGCUGACCUCCUCCUCACUACAAAUUCACCCCCCCCCCCCACACACAUACACACCCCUCACCCAGGUGACCGGCUGAUCUCUAGCCCAACCCAGCCCCCACACAUCACCCUGGUGACCACCAACCCCGUACUCCUCCACCAGGCAGACACCACUUACCGUCAGACACCAAGCAACUCCUGAGUCAGGAGCACAAGCAUCGGCUGGCGCUCCCUCAGACAUUGCCCCCUCCCCGCAGAGUCAGCAGGCUUAGGUUAAUCUGCCCCAGUGCCCCAAGGUGGAAGGUUCAGACGUGGCCUCUCAGCCUGUCCCACCUUCUAAUGAGACCAAGGUUGAUCCAUUGUCGACUUCUGAUCAGCUGCCUCGCCCUUAGUGCCUGAAACUGUUAGUCUCAGACUCAGACCCAGAACUGGUGCUUGCCAUGGUGGAAGAGAUCCUCGUCCCUCUCCCCACGCACACACACACACACACACACACACGCGUAAAAGGGUUUCCAAAGUUCACUCCUACCUUGGACCCCCCCUGCCCCCACCCAUCAGCAGAAAUGUUGGUCUUCGCAUCGAUCACAGCACCCCAGGCGUAUACGGUCCCAGUAAUUGAAUCAUCGUCGGUCUGCCUCUUCUAAGGAGUGACCUUACUGUGUUUCUGCAGGCAAUAACAUGCACAGCUGUUAUACAGCCUCAAGACCACUUGCCUUUCUUAAUCGCCAGCCAAGGGAAAGUAAAUUAAAGCCUUCGAGCUAAACCUUUUAGCCAGGGAGUGGGUCGAGGACGCAGCGGGGUCCAUGUGAAUGGGGACGAUGUAUGUGGCUGUAGUAGGUCAAGUCGCGCGUGUGCACCAGACUGAGUGUUAGCCCACCCCCAGACUGAUCAGUGACCGGGGUGGGGGGAAUGCAGUCAGAGCUGCUUCUGUAAACAGCUGCCCCUCCAGAGCGUCGCUUUACGAAUCUUGUCUUCACAGCCGGGCGUUGCGGCCCCAUUACCACUUCUGUCAGACUCAUGUUCACAAGAUCAGCUUCAGGGAGCAUGGAACCUCGCGCUGGGGUGGGGUGACCAUUUGGCCCACAGGGUGGAUGCUUGCCCAUUGGUCAUUCAGAUCCCCCACAAGCCUUUCCUUAUGGAGCUUAUUUUGAAAGGUGCAAAUGAAUUUUCUUCAACCAUCUAGAACAUUCUGGGUGACAAUGCCUGUGAGUGUGUUUUUUUAAAAAAAGACUCUCUUACUGUUUGUAUUCUUUGCCCACUUAUGUAGACCCCUACCUUCAUGAUAAAGGCUCUAUUUUCACUCAUGAAUGUACUUGGAUUCAUUCACCCCGACCUCAUAACACCAUGUUGGUCUGCAUCUAGCAGGUGUUGGAGUGGCAGGAGACUUCCUGAGGAUAGAGGGUGCGGCUGGGGGCAGGCAGUGGAAGUUCUUUGUCCGAGUGCCGACAUUUUCAGCGCGGCUGAUGUGCAUCUCACAGGCAGCGUGAAAGCCACUCUGUUGUACAAGGGGGGUACUUGUGUGGGUGCAGGCGGGCUGGUGUUGGGUGAGGCCGCAGAGGGCCAUCCUUGUCUGCGGAUUCCCAGUGGCCGUUGAGUUCAAGGUGUACUGCCCCUGACCAGGCUGUGUGUGCAUGAGAAAAACUAUUGCCUAAUUUAUUGCUUUUUUAAUUAAAAAAAAGAAAUGUUUUUUUUUCCCAUUUUAUAAAUGUUUAUGAGGUUUUAAAUUGACCUGUAGUUAUUCUCAUAUUUACCCUUCUAUGAUUAAAUUCCUUUUAACACUU
Messenger RNA from Hypanus sabinus (Atlantic stingray), 5967 nucleotides. Its product is annotated as fibroblast growth factor receptor 1-like. The coding region runs from base 467 to 2962 and encodes 831 amino acids. Gene Ontology annotation, molecular function: fibroblast growth factor binding; ATP binding; fibroblast growth factor receptor activity. Gene Ontology annotation, cellular component: membrane; signaling receptor complex. NCBI's taxonomy places the organism in Eukaryota, Metazoa, Chordata, Chondrichthyes, Myliobatiformes, Dasyatidae. The transcript is spliced from 19 exons. The record is from RefSeq and is a predicted model, not a curated record. Gene Ontology annotation, biological process: protein phosphorylation; positive regulation of cell differentiation; positive regulation of kinase activity.